AUGGAUAGGAUACCUUUAUCUAAAAAGAUAAGGACUGACGCUUCGUCAAAUGGUCCAUCUCCGGAUAAGAAAAAGGGUGCAGACCAGGUGACGGGAGCCCCGAUCGGGAAUUACAGCUACCCAUUUGACUGGGAUUUCGUUAGAAUCGUCGCUGCAUUGUCGACUGAUCACUCUAGCGGGAGAAUAGUUCAGUGGAAAGACUCUCGGACUACGACCAGUGGCUCUCCUGUUCAGGCGCAAGUAGCGACCUCUCUUAAGCAGCUCAAUCAUCGGCUCAGUCAAGGAUCAAAGAACAAGGAGUUGGAGAGACUCUCAUUGAAUGGAUUCUUGAUCAACCUCUGCCCCCUAUAUUACAUAAACCAAACAAGAAAGAGGGGAAGGAGCCAAUCUCAGAAGAGAAAAAAUUCUAAAAUUAGUGCGCAAAAGACUACUACUUUGAAGAAAGGUUUUUCCAGAACAGGGGUCUUCAACUAA
Striga asiatica is the source of this 474-nucleotide messenger RNA. The record is from the annotation of a GenBank genome assembly. NCBI's taxonomy places the organism in Eukaryota, Viridiplantae, Streptophyta, Magnoliopsida, Lamiales, Orobanchaceae.